Messenger RNA from Carica papaya (papaya), 2069 nucleotides. NCBI's taxonomy places the organism in Eukaryota, Viridiplantae, Streptophyta, Magnoliopsida, Brassicales, Caricaceae. The record is from RefSeq and is a predicted model, not a curated record.
AACCCAUAUCUCUUCGCAAUCUUUAUUUCUCUCAUCGGUUUACUUACCGGAAAACCCUAGUUUCAACUUUCGUUGAAUCAUUUUCAAUCCUUCAUUUGGAGACGAAUUUGAUAUACUCGAAUGUGUAUUGUUGACUUGUUUAUGCUCUUGGUUUGAUUUUAAUUUCACGUAGAAAGUUGAAGAAAGCUAAGAUGAGACUGCUAGUGUUUAGCUCGGGGCGAUAAAGUGUCUAUCGAGGGAUAUGCAAAAUUAGCAAUGUGUUGAUUCCGUGGUUGGCAAUUUUAUCAAUGGCUGAGUUUGUACCUUCACUGCCAUGCACCAAGCUACAUAUACAGGGACAUUGGAGGGUCAAAGAGAAAGGCCAUGUGCUCCCAAGUUCACGUCUAAGUAUGCUACAGAGGAAGUCUUGUUAUGGAAGCUGUAAUAAUUUAUGGCUCUCAACAUGGAGAAUGUGUAACCUUAGUGCUCCUAGUGUCCUAAGUUUGAAGGUAAGUCCUUCUACCAGGGAGAGUUCCUUCAAGAGCAGUUGCUUGGGGUGUUUAGCAGAUCUUGAUGGUAUCGCUGCUUCUGAUUUGGUACCUCUUGCUGAUCAAGUACUUCUGAUGGCCAGUAUACUCCUUACAUAUAUAGCUGGGGUCAUUCCUGCUCAGAGUUCUGAUUUUUCUGUGAGAAAGAAAAUCGCUGAUGAAAAUAUAGUUCUUGCAAGUCCAACCUCUCCUGGUAGUGACUUGAGAUGCUUUCCCUGUACAUGCAGUGCCGUUGGAAAUGAUUGCAAAGUUGAUUUGAAGUAUGCUUGGGAUGCAGUGAAAAGAAAACUUUUGGAUUCUCUAGAUGCUAUCGAACAUAGAACUAAUUUAGGAAGUGGAAUUGUCAAAUGCGAAGAACACCCAGCAAAACCACUGCUAAAUCUGUAUGCUAUAUCUGAGGGUCCAAAAUUAAAGUUGCUUUGGGCUUCUUUUCACCAUCUCGAGGAAGAGGUGAAUAAUAUAAGUAUUUCAUACACUGUGAACAUGGAUGAUUGGAAGACUGUUUUUUGCAAUAUUAUUCGAAAAUCCUGCCAACCAGCAUGUGUGGCUUGGCUGGAAAACAAAUUUUUCCAAGAAAACAGCAAUCAUAAUAAGGCAAUGCUUUCUAUGAUGAUCGCAAAGCUAAAUGAAGAGGAGACAGGUGUACAGAAUAUAAGAAAAUCCGGGAAGGAAGAUCUUUAUUCAGAAUUUCUACAUUUUCAUGUAUUUGGAUCUCAGAGGAAGGAUUGCUGGUAUGACCAUAGCUUGUUCCUUUCACAUGGAGAUUCUAUAUUGGAAGAUUUGGUGAUAACCUUAGCAGAUGGGAUUGCAACUAGCUAUUUGGAGAUUAUAUCUGUAGAUGGCAAUAUGUCCAAUGAAAUUAAUUGCAUGAGUUUGGAUAUUUGUAAUUUGUCAACACGAGCACUCCAGAGGUUACGUAAUGAGGUUGCUUUGAGGUGGUGGUUAUAUCAAAAUAUGGGGGCAGUGGUAGCAAUGUAUGAAGAUCGUUUUGACUUGCUUACUCUUCAGAGCAAAUUAAUUGAGCAACCAAAGAGGGGUGACGCGGAAAGUUCUAGCUGGUGGAAGAAGCUUACGUGGAGAAGAUCUGGACCUGUGUCAUCUCCGUUAAGUUACAUUGUGAUGAGCCAUUAUUCUAUGCCAGUCAAACGGACUAAGGAAUUAAGGGCCUUAACUGGUUGGAGAUAUUACUUCAGCCUGUUCCUUGAGUUAUCUGACAUUACCAUGCCAUUAAUCAGGGUUGUUUUUGACAAAGUCAGCGGUGCCAUCUCAUUCUUUCUUGUUUCUUUGAUUGGAAGGUCCAUAGGACUCGUCUAUACUGGAAUCAGGCAGUCCUUGAGAUGGAAAUGAGAUGUAAACAAUACAUUUUAUUGUCAGCUGCAAUUUUCAUUUCCUUCCUCUUCUUGAAUAUGACUAGUUCUACAAAUAUUACUCAAGACUGAAAACUUUGGGAUGCACCACUUGAGGUUUUUCAUUUUAACAUUGAUCAAUAGAUUAGUGAUUGAAUUAAUUUAUAAUAUUUGGCUUCUUCAACUUUGUUCUUAA